Molecule: messenger RNA, 264 nt
Organism: Otolemur garnettii (small-eared galago)
Lineage: Eukaryota; Metazoa; Chordata; Mammalia; Primates; Galagidae
Product: late cornified envelope protein 3B-like
Exons: 1
Coding region: 1-264 (87 amino acids)
Biological process (GO): epidermis development
Source: RefSeq, a predicted model, not a curated record
AUGUCCUGCCAGCAGAGCCAGCAGCAGUGCCAGCCUCCACCCAAGUGCCCCUCACCCAAGUGUCCCCCGAAGAGCCCAGCACAGUGUCUGCCCACAGCCACCUCCUGCUGUGCUCCAAGCCCUGGGGCCUGCCCCACCCCUAGCACCGAGGGCGGCUGCUGCCUGAGCCAUCACAGGCACCACCACAGGUCCCACCGAUGCCGGCGCCAGAGCUCUGACUCCUGUGAUGGGGGCAGUGGUCAGCAAGGUGGGGGCUGCUGCUGA